Solea solea (common sole) is the source of this 3297-nucleotide messenger RNA. RefSeq lists its product as uncharacterized. Gene Ontology annotation, biological process: DNA integration. The record is from RefSeq and is a predicted model, not a curated record. NCBI's taxonomy places the organism in Eukaryota, Metazoa, Chordata, Actinopteri, Pleuronectiformes, Soleidae. Gene Ontology annotation, molecular function: zinc ion binding; nucleic acid binding.
AUGGCGGCGGCUAUGAUGGGUAGUACCGCUUCUUUUGACAGCCAAAACCAGACGUGGGAGGAAUAUUGUGAAGUGCUCCAACAUUUUUUUGAAGCUAAUGAGAUCGACGAAGCAGGUCGACAGAAAGCUAUUUUGCUCAGUUCAGUGGGCAGUCAGACUUACAGCCUCAUGAGGAACUUAGUCAGCCCCGCCAAGCCAGGAGACAAGACGUUUAAUGAACUUGUCAAGUUAUUAAAGGAUCAUUUCAACCCCAAACCCAGCGAGAUUGUGCAGCGUUUCAAGUUUAACUCCAGAAACAGAAAGUAUGGAGAAACAGUUAUGGAAUAUGUUGCUGUUCUAAGGAAAUUAGCACAAGACUGCAAUUAUGGAGACAAGUUAUCAGAAAUGAUACGUGACAGACUGGUCUGUGGCAUCGGAGAUGACCGCAUACAGCGCCGACUGCUGUCAGAGCCGGAUUUGAGCUUCGACAAGGCACUGAAGUUGGCCCAGGCCAUUGAGACAGCCAGCAAAGAUGUAAAAGACUUACAAUCUUUGGAGUUUGCGCCAUCACACAUGAGGACACCUCAAGCAGUGCACAAAAUGUCAACAAAGCAGACCCCUGGCAGGCAGCAGCAUCAGCAUAAGGCUUGUUACAGGUGUGGAGGUGAGCAGCACAGGGCUGGGGACUGUAGGUUUAUUAAAGAAACCUGUCACAAAUCUGGUAAAGUUGGCCACAUUCAGAAAGUGUGUAGGUCCAAAGGCCCAGCUAGUAUUUCAAAGACUAGAGGGGGUGGUGUACAGACGGGAAAGCAGGGGAGAACUCAGGGAGCAAAUUAUGUCAGCCAGGGGGAGGAUGACAAAGAGGGCAUUGAUACAGAGGAAGUCAUGUUCACACUGUACAAAAUAGAUGAACUUGAUGUACCAGCAGAAGAGCCAUUCAUAGAGACACUGACCUUUAAUGAGAUGGACACGCAGUUUGAGAUGGACUCAGGUUGUGGGGUAACAGUCAUGAACCACUCAGUGUUCAAAACCUUGGGGGGAAAAGAGGCACCAAAGCUACGCCCAUGUCGGGUGAGACUCAGAACAUAUACAUGGCAUAGAGUACAAGUCUUGGGAGCAGCUGUGGUUAAGGUGCAGCACAAAGGGCGAGUGCAAGACUUACCUGUGGUAGUUGUAGCAGGUUCAGGCCCCAGUCUGGUAGGUAGGUACUGGAUUAGGAGGCUAGGUUUACAGUGGAGAUCAGCACCCCAGGUCCAUCACGUCCAGGAAGAAACCUCAGAAGAGGUACAGGGGAGACCAGAAACCCAAAUCCAUCAUGUAAAAAAAGAGACCUUGGAGGAGGUACUGGUGGAGUAUGGGGAGGUUUUCAACGAGGAACUCGGGAGAUUUAAAGGACCCCUAGCAAAAAUAUAUGUGGACAAGGAAGCAGCCCCCAGGUUUUUUAAAGCCAGGCCCGUCCCAUAUGCCAUGAGAGGUAGAGUUGAGGCUGAACUAAACCGUCUCCUUUCUCAGGAGGUUAUUGAACCAGUAAAACAUGCUGAGUGGGCCGCGCCUGUGGUCCCUGUGUUAAAACCUGAUGACACAGUAAGACUGUGCGGAGAUUACAAGCUGACUGUAAAUCAGAUCUCAAAACUGGAACAGUACCCAAUCCCCAGAAUUGAGGACCUGUUUGCUACGCUUUCGGGGGGACAGAAGUUCACAAGGUUAGAUCUGAGUCAUGCCUAUCACCAGAUUCCCCUGGAUGAGGAAGCAAAGAAGUAUGUGACCAUAAAUACGCAUAAAGGAUUGUUCACAUACAGAGUGCUACCUUUUGGUGUUUCAUCAAGCCCAGCGAUAUUUCAACGGACCAUGGAGGGACUGCUGCAGGGCAUUCCUCGUAUCACCAUCUUUCUGGCUGACAUUCUUCUCACAGGGAAAGACGACCAAGAGCACCUGCAGACUCUGUCCAUGGUGCUGAAUCGGCUAGAUGAAGCUGGUCUGCGACUUAAAAGAGCCAAAUGCUUAUUCAUGAAUGAGGAAGUGAUUUUUCUGGGUCAUAAGGUGGAUGCAACAGGACUGCACCCAGUCCAUGAGAAGGUGCAAGCAAUCCAAGAGGCACCCACACCUUCAAAUGUGACAGAGUUGAAGGCAUACCUUGGACUGUUAAACUAUUACAACAAGUUCCUACCCAAUCUGUCAACUGUUCUCGCUCCAGACAAAGAUCCAGUACUCUCGAGGGUGCGGGAGAUGGUACAAAUUGGCUGGUCAUCAAAACUGAAAGGGGAGGAGUUUGCCCCUUAUGAGGUGAGGAAACAUGAGCUCAGUAUCCAGAAUGUGUGUGUGUUAUGGGGCUCGAGAGUGAUUGUGCCACAUCCAGGUCAAGGAAAUGUUAUGAGGCAGCUUCAUCAGUGCCACCCAGGAGUGUCCAGAAUGAAGGCAUUGGCUAGGAGUUAUGUAUGGUGGCCAAAUGUGGACAAAGAGUUGGAGGAUACUGUAAAGGGCUGUACAACAUGUCAAGAGCACCGCAACAUUCCUGCACCAGCUCCAUUACACCCCUGGGAUUGGCCUGACAAACCGUGGAGCCGUAUCCAUGUGGAUUAUGCCGGACCGUUUAUGGAAAAAAUGUUUUUUGUGCUUGUUGAUGCACAUUCAAAGUGGAUGGACGUGUAUCCAGUGAACUCUGCCACUUCAGGCACCACAAUUGAGUGCCUGCGUACAAGUUUUAGCAACCAUGGACUGCCUGAGUUGUUGGUGUCUGAUAAUGGCACUUGUUUCACCAGCACCGAGUUCAAAGACUUCCUGAACAAAAAUGGUACGUCACCCUACCACGCCGCCAGUAAUGGGUUAGCAGAGAGAGGGGUACAAACAUUCAAGAGAAUGAUGAAAAAAUGUCCAGAAGGCACACUGACAGCUAAGGUAGCCAGAGUAUUAUUUAGCUACAGAGUGACUCCUCACACUACAACAGGUCUAUCCCCAGCAGAGCUGCUUCUCUGGAGGAAGCUACGUUGCACCCUGGAUUCAAUCCACCCAGACCUAAGCAGGAGAGUGAAGGAAAACCAAGAAAGACAGAUAAAAGAUCACAAUAAAAAGGCAAAAGGACAUUGGUUCAAAACAGGAGACUCAGUGCUGACCCAGAAUUUCAGUCUAGGACCCAAGUGGAUUCCGGGAAUUAUUGAGUUGGUGACUGGACCAGUGUCCUACAAAGUGAUGCUGGGUGAUGGGAGAGUAGUGAGGAGACAUGUGGACCAGAUUCACACUCACCACCAGAGACCGGGGAAAUGCAACAGCAACCAACCUGCGGACGUUAGUCGGCCAAGUCAGGCUGAUGAAAAAAAUUAA